Striga asiatica is the source of this 1569-nucleotide messenger RNA. NCBI's taxonomy places the organism in Eukaryota, Viridiplantae, Streptophyta, Magnoliopsida, Lamiales, Orobanchaceae. The record is from the annotation of a GenBank genome assembly.
AUGGCGAUCGAUGGACUAUUCCAUCCCCAACAUCUUCCUCGUCUUCCAAGCCGUCGUGCACUUAAAAGAGAGAAGACACCCGUAAAAAACCCCUUUUCAGGCUUGCCAAUGACGACACGAAGCCACAGCUACAAGACCCUCACUUUUGUUCCUAGUGGGUGGAUUCGCACCGUCGACGCCCUCUCUCGGGCUAUUUGGAAAAUCCGAGGGAGUUUGCUCCUCACCAAAAAACGAUACCUUCGAAUCCGAUCAGCCCAUGGAGUUGGCCACGUGCAGUCCAAGGACGACUAUUCCAUUGCUGCAAUCGCCGCAUCAAAAACCAUGGACAUCCUUAAGCAGGAGCUUCUGAAAAAGCGGCAGAGCCUCGCGGAGGAUGUAGGCGGCAAGAAAUUCUUCAAGCGCUCCGAGAUCGAGCAGAAGCGCCUUCAGCGCCUCCGCGAAGAGGAGAAACGCGAGGCCGAGGCCAAAUCUCUCCGCCGCCAGAAGCAAUCCCAGCAGGAACAGCAUCAGAACGACCCUACCUCUUCCUCCUCCAACCCUAGCUCCAAGCCGGAUAUCCCCAAAUCAAAGCCUGAAUCCUCCUCCAAAUCCCUGGCUGAGGAGCAGAACAUCGACGACCUCAACCUCCCCCGGCAGGAAGUCGUCCGCCGCCUCCGAUUUCUUAAACAGCCGGUGACCCUCUUUGGUGAGGACGACCAGGCGAGGCUGGACCGCCUCAAGUACGUCCUGAAGGCCGGCUUGUUCGAGGUCGAUGACAGUGAUAUGACCGAGGGCCAGACGAACGAUUUCUUACGGGAUAUUGUCGAGCUGAAAAAGCGUCAGAAAUCUGGGAUUAUGAGUGAUAGGAAGAGGAAAUCCAGAAAUGAUGCUGGGGAGGAUAAAGACGGUGGGGAUGGUGAUAAGGAUCUGAGUGGGGAUGGGGCUUCCUCAGGUGUUGAUCACGACAAGGAUUUGAAGCGGAUGAAGGCGGAUUUCGAGGAUCUGUGUGACGAGGAUAAGAUCCUCGUCUUCUUCAAGAAGCUGCUCAACGAGUGGAAUGACGAGCUGAAUGAGAUGGGUGAGGCUGAGAAGAGGACGGCUAAGGGGAAGUCAAUGGUGGCCACAUUCAAGCAGUGUGCUCGUUAUCUGAAUCCGCUGUUUAAGUUCUGCAGAAAGAAGGUUCUUCCGGACGAUAUUCGGCAAGCAUUGAUGUACAUCGUUGACUGCUGCAUGAGGCGCGACUAUCUGGCUGGAAUGGACCACUACAUAAAGCUGGCAAUUGGCAAUGCUCCCUGGCCCAUUGGUGUUACUAUGGUUGGCAUCCACGAACGUUCGGCCCGCGAGAAGAUUUACACCAACAGCGUGGCUCACAUCAUGAACGACGAGACCACACGAAAGUACCUACAGUCUAUCAAGCGGCUCAUGACUUUUGCCCAACGGCGUUACCCCACAAUGCCCUCCAAAGCCGUUGAAUUCAACAGCCUGGCGAAUGGUAGCGAUUUGCAGUCACUUUUGGCAGAGGAGAGGUCGAGUGGUGGGGAAAAGCGCGAGGAGAAGCUUCUUUUGAUGCCUGCUUCUAAAGACGACUAG